Messenger RNA from Styela clava, 1747 nucleotides. RefSeq names its product trafficking protein particle complex subunit 6b-like. Gene Ontology annotation, biological process: endoplasmic reticulum to Golgi vesicle-mediated transport; regulation of GTPase activity. The record is from RefSeq and is a predicted model, not a curated record. Lineage: Eukaryota; Metazoa; Chordata; Ascidiacea; Stolidobranchia; Styelidae. Gene Ontology annotation, cellular component: TRAPP complex; cis-Golgi network; trans-Golgi network.
UUGAACUAUAUCUUCUUUUAUUGUGUUAUCAUUUAGAACUUAACUACAUAAUUAAAAUUAAAUGUCAUCAGAGGAGGCCACCAGUUCCUUGUUCGAGUUUUUACAUAGUGAGAUAAUAGAAUAUGUUUAUUCAUCUUCUGAAGAUGUAGCAAGUGACAAAUGCAUUUCCCAGCUUGAAUCAAUGGGAUAUAGAGUCGGUCAAAGCAUUGCUGAACAAUUAACAAGAGACAGUCAACGUUUUAAAGAUGAAUUGGAUAUUAUGAAGUUUAUAUGUCGGGAUUUCUGGACUGCAUUUUAUAAAAAGCAAGUGAAUAAUUUAAGAACCAACCAUCAAGGUGUUUUCGUCCUUCAAGAUAACAAAUUUAGGCUUUUAACAAGAAUGUCGACUGGAAAAGAAUUUAUCGAACACGCUCCAAAAUAUCUUGCAUUUCCAUGUGGGCUGGUCAGAGGAGCGCUUGCAAGUCUGGGAAUAAACAGUAUUGUGACAGCUGAGGUUGUUGUAAUGCCGGCUGUUAAGUUCCAAAUCAUGGUCCAAAAAAAUUAAAUAUUAUCUAUCAGUUACGUUUCAAAUUUGACUCUGCAAAGCAACUCUGCUUUGCACAGUGUGUGCCACUGAAUAUGCAAUCAAAAUGAAUCAUGUGUUCGCUCAUUAAUUUUGAUUAGAAUGAUGAUAGUUGAUCAAUUUUGGAUUCAAAUUUCUGGCAGACAAAUCCUACUUUUUAUGACUUCUCUGCAUUGCACAAUGAAUAUUCGAGUCAAGAUCAAUGAAAUAUACAUAAGAGAUGAAUAAUUGGUUCAUUACGUGAACAAUAUAAAUUCUAUUUUAUGUAUAUGCUGGGUAUAUAAGAUAAUAAUUUAUGAGAACUCCACUAUGGUACAAAAGAUUACAACACACACGAUAAUCACAUGGGUAGGGAUUUCGCUUGGGUUGCCAAGAUUUGAAUCAUGAGACAUAAAUUACUACAUGGGCAAAAUCAUCUUGUGAAUAUGAGUGAAAAAACACCAUGGAAACUAUCUGAUCUGGCUUUAAGCUUGUAACAUGAAGAGAAAAAUCUUCCUUGAAUCAGACUUGUGCCAUCAUUAUCUGUGGCCUGCAUCAGGGUUGCCAGAUCCCUGUGAUCAAAAAGCGAACACAAGACAGUGAUAAAGCCAACAAUUUUAUCAAGUACCAAAAGCCCUGUGAUUUGUCAGAUUUAAAAAGCUUGGCACAAUAGUGGGUUUGCAAUAUACAAUAUGAUUUAGAACCAUCCUUUAAUUUAGUGAGCCACACCGACGGUUUUUUCAAUUGAAAGUUGUUGCUAUCAUGAUGAUUUCCACUUCAGCAUACUAAAGGGUUUAAAAAUAAGAAGUAAUUAUUGAAUGGCAAAACCAGAAUGUGCAUCCGUCCGAUGCAAUACAGUCGAGCUGACGUCUAUAUAAAAAGGUUUAAAAAAUAAAUAAUAUUAGGUGGACAGUAAUAUUUUAUAAUUCAAUAUACAAUACAAGAUGCCGCAUUAGAAUGUGAUAUACCUACCUACAUGUUCUAAUUAAACUUGCGAUUUCCUUAAAAUAUUCUUAUAUUACUUCACUAUUGAAAAAAUUGUAUUGUACGUUGACUUUUUCUGAUUGGUUAUGGUUAAAGUAAUAAACAAGGAAAUCGAUGCUCGCGGGAAAUUAAAAUGCGAAGUAGCUAAGCAAUAAGCUAUUGUUGCAACCUAAAUAUUGUAUUUCAUAUGAUUUUAAUAAUAAAAAAAGACAUGAAACGCCA